This is a messenger RNA of Talaromyces amestolkiae, 1452 nucleotides long. RefSeq lists its product as uncharacterized. NCBI's taxonomy places the organism in Eukaryota, Fungi, Ascomycota, Eurotiomycetes, Eurotiales, Trichocomaceae. Gene Ontology annotation, molecular function: zinc ion binding; DNA-binding transcription activator activity, RNA polymerase II-specific. Bases 1 to 1452 code for a protein of 483 amino acids. The transcript has 6 exons. The record is from RefSeq and is a predicted model, not a curated record. Gene Ontology annotation, biological process: regulation of transcription by RNA polymerase II.
AUGUCUACCUCAUUGAAUAAGCAGGGGCCUAUAUUGAAUAAGUCACGGUCGGGGUGUCGUGAUUGUCGACGCAGGAAGGUCAAAUGCGAUGAGACGAAGCCUGUCUGCUCGAACUGUCGCCGGCGAUAUAAAAUUAUCCAGCGCUGCGACUGGGACUCUCAUAUGCCUCGCGAUGCCCGCCGGCCACAGCUGGAAACUAUUGGACAUGGCAACCCUACCUCCCUCAAACUCCACCCAAGCUCAGUUACAUACAACAUAAAAUGGCGCAGUUUGGAACUACGCCUAAUGCACCACUACACAGCAGUCGUCAGCUCGACUAUGCCUAGCUGCAACGGUGCUCCUGCAGAGGCGUGGAACCACACUAUACCGCAGCUAGGCUUCUCAUCUGAGAUUAUUCUGAAUCCGAUGCUGGCGCUUUCGGCGCUUCAUCUCCAUGCUCAUUCGCCGCAUGAUGAGAUGGUAGGUAUUGCAUUGCGACGGUAUUUUGGCCAUGCACUUGCACAUCACCGUCAUGCGCUCAACGACAACACCACCAGCCAGGCCUCGACCGAGCAGCUGUGGCUUUCUGCAGUCGUGCUUUGCCAUAUGUGCUGGCUGCUUGAACAUCAGAAGCCGCGAACUAACGCGGCAUAUGAACUUCCAGUGCAAGCAUUCAAAUUGCUAGAAGGAGUUGGAAUUCUGUUCGCACAGAAAAACGUGCAGGGUUACGGCUGGCAAGGAGACGAGACUCUUCCGCUCGUAAUACCAGAUGAUAAGCUCCCGAUUGCCUCCAGGCUGCAAUUCCGUGAGCUAGAAGAAGACCUUGAGUGCUUGAUUUAUGAGUUCAAUGUCUGGACUAUGCCAGAUGCCGAAAAGAACGUUUACCUAGAAGCAAGAGAUUACGUAUUGUACCAUUAUCGAGCCUUCUACUCUGGGGUAGAUGCUACCACCCUUCAGCGAUUUAUUGCAUAUAUGGCCGUACGAUGUCAGUCAGGUUAUCGAGACUUGCUGCAAUCGCAUGAUCCACUUGCGAUGGCACUGCUGGCGAGAAUGCUGGUUAUGCUUGAUGCAUUGGACCAUGCUUGGUGGGCGAAUGGGAGGGGUGAGUAUGAAGUUGUGGAGCAAGAUGUCAGGGGGAUAUACCAGCUGAUGCCUGGCGAACUGCGCUGGACGAUGGAGUGGCCAUCAGAGCCCGACAAUAUGGUUAACCUCAUGGAGUCCCCGUCUAUAGCCCGGCGCAACUGUCUCGCGAGUCCGAACGCUACAUCUGCUCAGGCAAUGUGGUGCAUGGAGAUCGUCAUUAAGCAUCCAAUCGACCAGAACAGAAGAGGAGAAAGAGUUGAUCAGAUGAUGCCGAGGACCGAUGCGAUGCGUACACUUUGCUACUUUAACUUAGUGGUGAAUCGUGACUUUACAGUUUACACACAGAUUUCAUCGAGAGCCGGAAGAGAACUAGAUCCCGCCUACAUUUAG